GUUCUCGACCAGCUCUCUCUCUCUCUCUCUCUCUCUUAAUCUCUAGCUUUUAUCUCUCUCUGUCUCGCACUUUCAAACCCUCGCAAACACAAUCAUACAUGGCUCCCGAGCUCAUUCCCUCCGUCCCCAAAUCCGCAGCUCUCACCAGACCCGCCACCCUCCCCAGCCGCGCUUACGUCACUUUCUUGGCCGGAAAUAGUGACUACGUGAAAGGCGUUGUGGGAUUGGCCAAGGGCUUGAGGAAGGUCAAAACGGCGUACCCUUUAGUCGUUGCAGUCUUGCCCGACGUCCCGGAAAAUCACCGCCGCAUUCUUGAGUCGCAGGGCUGCAUCGUCCGGGAAAUCGAACCCGUUUACCCGCCGGAGAAUCAGACCCAGUUCGCCAUGGCCUAUUACGUCAUCAACUAUUCCAAGCUCCGUAUAUGGGAGUUUGUGGAAUACAAUAAGAUGAUAUACCUGGAUGGGGACAUUCAAGUGUACGAUAACAUUGACCACCUGUUUGACUUGCCGGACGGCAACUUCUACGCCGUGAUGGACUGUUUCUGCGAGAAGACGUGGAGCCACACGCCGCAGUACAAGAUCGGGUACUGCCAGCAGUGCCAGGAGAGAGUCAAGUGGGCCGCCGAGCUUGGGCCGCCGCCGUCGCUCUACUUCAACGCCGGGAUGUUCGUGUUCGAGCCAAGCCUCCUGACCUACCAAGAUCUCUUGAAGACACUGAAGGUCGCUCCGACGACGCCGUUUGCUGAGCAGGACUUCUUGAACAUGUAUUUCAGGGAUGUUUACAAGCCGAUUCCUCCGGUUUACAAUUUGGUCUUGGCAAUGUUGUGGCGUCACCCCGAGAAUGUGGAGCUCGAGAAGGUGAAAGUUAUUCACUACUGUGCAGCGGGGUCAAAGCCAUGGAGGUAUACUGGGAAGGAAGAAAACAUGCAGAGGGAAGACAUCAAGAUGUUGGUGCAGAAAUGGUGGGACAUCUACAACGACGAGUCGUUGGACUUGAAGAAACAGAGCAGCGCUGUGGCUGCGUCGGUUGAGGCUGAGCAAGCGGUGGACAUGCAGCCUUUUAUUGAGGCUCUAUCCGAGGCGGGAGCUUUCCAGUAUGUGAAUGUCCCAUCUGCGGCUUAGUAUAUAUUAUUGGAGAUAGGGUAAAUUCGAGAAAGGAAAACAGAAGUAUUGUAAGAGUGAGCUUUCGGUUUGUAGCUAUAGUUUUGGUCUUCAAUUUGUACCAUACGUGCUUGGUUUGUGGCAAGAAAGGCACAUCCUCAUUGCCUCACACACAAUCGUGGUCUUUUCAUGUUUUGUAAUCGUGGUCUUAA
Argentina anserina (silverweed cinquefoil) is the source of this 1312-nucleotide messenger RNA. RefSeq names its product galactinol synthase 2-like. The record is from RefSeq and is a predicted model, not a curated record. The transcript has 3 exons. Lineage: Eukaryota; Viridiplantae; Streptophyta; Magnoliopsida; Rosales; Rosaceae. Gene Ontology annotation, molecular function: glycosyltransferase activity. The coding region runs from base 99 to 1121 and encodes 340 amino acids.